AUGGGCGAGCACAGCGGCACCCACAUAUCAUCUCCGGCGACGUUUCGUGCCGGCGCUGCGGGACCACACGAUUUGCAACCAGAGCAGCUCGUCGUGCCUGCGGCUGUGGUUGACGUGAGCGUCCGAGCCAGCGAGGAUCCGGACUACGUACUGGAUAGACGCGAUAUCGAAUCUUGGGAGCAGGAGUGGGGCCGGAUUCCUCAGGGAGCGUUGGUAUUGCUGCGCACCGGAUGGCAUCGAUAUUGGGACGAACCCCACCGGUUCAUCAACGUUGACUCUUCCGGAGUUAUGCACACACCGGGGUUCGCCCCGAACGCGGCGCGGGAUUUGCUGCUGGAACGGGGUGCGUCCGGGUUGGGAACCGAUGCGCCGGGAGUUGACGCCGGGGUUGACACCAGUUUUGAGGUCAGCAGGCUGGUCCUGGAACAACACCGUUUGGUGUUGGAAUGCCUGAACAAUCUGGACCAACUGCCACCUGCCGGUUCCACGAUAGUAGUGGGGCGAUUGAGUCUGGUAGGCGGCAGCGGUUCCCCGGCUUCAGUGUUGGCUCUGACGCCCUGA
Molecule: messenger RNA, 561 nt
Organism: Geodia barretti
Lineage: Eukaryota; Metazoa; Porifera; Demospongiae; Tetractinellida; Geodiidae
Source: the annotation of a GenBank genome assembly